Molecule: messenger RNA, 2073 nt
Organism: Peronospora belbahrii
Lineage: Eukaryota; Oomycota; Peronosporomycetes; Peronosporales; Peronosporaceae
Source: the annotation of a GenBank genome assembly
AUGUUAGCACGACAACGUGUAGUAUAUGUCGCACCUCAUGUGCGUCAAGCUGCGCUUCGCUUACAAAAUAUUGCUACUGUUCCUUCUCAAUUUGAUGUGAUUGUUGUUGGAGGUGGUCAUGCAGGUUGCGAAGCUGCUGCUGCUGCGUCUAGAACUGGUGCGAAAACGGCAUUGGUGACUCAAAAAUUGGCAACAAUUGGUGAAAUGUCAUGCAAUCCAUCCAUUGGUGGUGUAGGCAAAGGUACUUUGGUGCGUGAGGUCGAUGCUCUUGGUGGCCUUAUGGGACAAGUGGCUGACGCAGCUGGGAUCCAUUUUCGGAUGCUUAAUUCGGCCAAAGGACCGGCAGUACGAGGUCCACGAGCUCAAAUGGACCGAGAUUUAUAUCAACAGGGUAUGCAAAAAGCAUUGAACAAAUUACCAAACCUUUGGUUGCUGGAAGACGGAGUGGAUGAUCUUAUGCUAGAAAAGCAAAGUCAGCGUGAAAACGAGGCUGUGGAACGAGUAAAGGGGGUUGUGACCUCUUCUGGCCGUGAGAUUCUGGCAUCUCGGGUGGUUCUUACAACUGGAACUUUUCUCCGUGGCACAAUUUACCAGGGACCCGACAUUCGGAUCCCGGCAGGACGGCACAUGCGCGAUACAGACGGACUCGAGCCACCAGCUGUGGGUCUUGCUCAAACACUGGAUCGCUGCAAGUUUCCGCUUGGCCGACUGAAAACUGGCACACCGCCACGACUUGAUGGACGCACGAUUGACUACACAGGACUGGAAAUCCAGCCCAGUAAUGACUUGCCAAAGCCCUUUUCGUUUCUUAAUGAACACAAGCAAGUACCUUUGGCAGGUCAGCAAGUGGUCUGUCAUGCUACGUACACCAACGAGAAUAGCCAUCGUAUUGUGCUUGAGAACUUGCACAUGUUGCCUCAGUAUGACGGUGGUAGAAAUGGUGAGGGCGUGGGGCCACGAUAUUGCCCGUCAAUCGAUGCUAAGGUUGUUCGCUUUGCUGACCGCUCGAGGCAUCAGCUUUGGCUUGAACCUGAGGGAUUGAAUACUCAUAUUGUGUACCCAAAUGGUAUUAGCACUGCGUUACCUGAAAAGUUACAGCUCGAGUUGCUACGUACGAUCAAGGGACUUGAAAAAGUGGAGCUUGUACGCGGCGGAUACUCCGUCGAGUACGAUUACGUUGACCCACGAUCGCUGCAUCCGACGCUGGAGACAAAGAAGCUGCCUCGUUUGUAUUUAGCUGGUCAGAUAAAUGGCACUACAGGGUAUGAAGAAGCCGCAGCACAGGGUAUUGUGGCAGGGAUAAAUGCUGGACUGAGUGCUAUGGGACGAGAGCCGUUUAUUCUUGACCGGGCGGACGCUUUCACUGGUGUGCUUAUCGACGAUCUAAUCUCGUUAGGUACAACUGAACCAUACCGAAUGUUUACUUCCCGGUCGGAGUUUCGCCUAUUGCUCCGUGCAGAUAAUGCGGACUUGCGACUUACCCGCAAGGCGUUUGAACACGGCGCUGGCAUUCCAGAUGAGCGUAUGCAGAAGCUUAAGCACAAGGAACAAGCUGUUGAGAAAGCCCGCAAAGCUCUAAACGAAUUUGCAUGCGAUCCAUACGAGUGGAAUCGCUACGGUGUCAAGGUGGGUCUUGACGGAGUGAAGCGUAGUGCUGCACAGAUCUUGGCUUUUUCUGCUGUGACUCCGCAGGAUAUUGAGCGCGUAUGGCGAGAGUCUGGCUACGAGCAUGCAGACGCGUUGCCCGACGAUAUCAAAGAGCUUAUGAAAACCGAGUGCCUUUAUGCGACGCAACUUCGUGCGCAGCACCAGGAAAUUCGCGUCUUUCGCGACAAGCAACACGUGCAGAUCCCUGAAUGGGUAGACUACACGGAGCUGCCUAUGAUAUCAAACGAAGAGCGUGAAAAGUUGCAACAUGCUCAGCCCGCUACGAUCCAUGCCGCUAGUCGCAUUGCCGGUCUCCGUUCGUCAACAUUAUUGUUGCUUUAUCAGUAUGCCAUGCGGCAGCCGCACGAUGGACUGACCAAAAAGCAGCGAAGACGCAGGGACAUUGCUCAGCGCACUGCCAAGUAA